GUUGCUACGUCAAACGAUCGCCACUGUAACAGGGACAAUUCAUACGAUAAUUGCUGUCCAGACGAACGUAUGGACGUUGAAAUGGACACAGGACGAUCUGUGACAGACCGACGAGACAUGGAAACUGGAUCACGGGCGGCAUGUUCGUCAAACGGCAGCGCUGGAGAGGAAGACGAGACAGAGGCCGCAGAUCGAGAAAGGGAAGCCGGGGGCUCAAGUACACCGCGUUCCGGGGAUGGAGUGGGGCUUGGCAGCGGGAGAGAGCAGGAGGUCUCGGUUGAAAUCGGAGAAACGUAUCUUUGUCAGCGCGCGGACAAGACAUGGCAUUCUGCUGAGGUUAUCCAGUCCAGACUGAAUGAGCAGGAAGGCAGAGAGGAGUUCUAUGUGCACUAUGUUGGAUUUAACAGGCGCUUGGACGAAUGGGUGGGCAAGUCUCGCUUGGCGUUAACGAAGACGGUGAAGGACGCGGUGAGGAAGAGCGUGGAGGAAGGCGGGGGAGGGGAGCUGGGGGAGCAGCCGGAGAGGAAGAUUACGCGCAACCAAAAACGUAAACACGACGAGAUCAACCAUGUCCAAAAGACCUAUGCUGAGAUGGACCCCACCACUGCAGCCCUAGAGAAAGAACAUGAAGCGAUCACGAAAGUGAAAUACGUGGAUAAGAUCCAGAUAGGUAACUUUGAGAUCGACGCCUGGUACUUUUCUCCGUUCCCUGAGGACUAUGGGAAACAGCCGAAGCUUUGGAUAUGCGAAUACUGUCUGAAGUACAUGAAAUACGAGAAGACCUUCAGAUACCACCUGUCCCAGUGUCAGUGGCGACAGCCCCCAGGGAAGGAAAUUUACCGUAGGAAUAAUAUCUCUGUAUAUGAGGUGGACGGGAGAGACCAUAAGAUCUACUGUCAGAACCUGUGUCUGCUGGCCAAGCUCUUCCUCGACCACAAAACGCUUUACUUUGACGUGGAGCCGUUCAUCUUUUACAUCCUCACCGAGGUCAACAGAGAAGGGGCGCAUAUCGUGGGCUACUUCUCUAAGGAGAAGGAGUCUCCAGAUGGGAACAACGUGGCUUGUAUCCUCACUCUACCUCCAUACCAACGUCGAGGAUACGGCAAAUUCCUCAUCGCGUUCAGUUACGAGUUGUCGAAGUUGGAGAGUACAGUGGGUUCUCCAGAGAAGCCUCUGUCUGACCUUGGGAAGCUGAGCUACAGGAGUUACUGGUCCUGGGUUCUGCUGGAGAUUUUACGAGAUUUCAGAGGAACACUGUCCAUUAAAGAUCUCAGUCAGAUGACCAGCAUCACACAGAGUGACAUCAUCAGCACGCUCCAGUCUCUGAACAUGGUGAAGUACUGGAAGGGUCAGCAUGUGAUCUGUGUCACGCCCAAACUGGUGGAGGAGCAUCUAAAGAGCGCCCAGUACAAAAAGCCCCCAAUAACAGUGGACACGGUGUGUCUGAAGUGGGCCCCGCCCAAACACAAACAGGCCAAAUUUUCCAAGAAAUGAAAGCCGGUGAAGCAUGAAGACGUGACGACCGUCAGUCAACCCAAACGUGCAUGUCACUCACAAUGAAGCCCCGCCCCUUCAUUCUGUUUAAAUUCUUCGUUAAAGAGGGAAAAUGUAAAAGAUUGUAAAUUGCUAGUGUCUCAAAACUUUUAUGUUUAUGUUCUUUUUGGGUUUUCUUGUUUUUUAAUAAAUGAUAAUAGCGAUAUUCAA
Messenger RNA from Chanos chanos (milkfish), 1704 nucleotides. It is a transcript of the gene kat8, whose product is annotated as K(lysine) acetyltransferase 8. The coding region runs from base 70 to 1494 and encodes 474 amino acids. Gene Ontology annotation, molecular function: histone H4K16 acetyltransferase activity. The record is from RefSeq and is a predicted model, not a curated record. Gene Ontology annotation, cellular component: NuA4 histone acetyltransferase complex; NSL complex; MSL complex. Gene Ontology annotation, biological process: regulation of DNA-templated transcription. The transcript has 11 exons. NCBI's taxonomy places the organism in Eukaryota, Metazoa, Chordata, Actinopteri, Gonorynchiformes, Chanidae.